Messenger RNA from Neltuma alba, 1287 nucleotides. RefSeq names its product lysine histidine transporter 1-like. The coding region runs from base 91 to 1287 and encodes 398 amino acids. The record is from RefSeq and is a predicted model, not a curated record. The transcript is spliced from 7 exons. NCBI's taxonomy places the organism in Eukaryota, Viridiplantae, Streptophyta, Magnoliopsida, Fabales, Fabaceae.
GCACGGCAGAAACAGCUGGAGGACUGGCUUCCGAUCACCGGAUCCAGAAAAGCCAAAUGGUGGUAUUCGGCUUUUCACAAUCUCACUGCCAUGGUUGGUGCUGGUGUUCUUAGCCUUCCUUUCGCCAUGUCACGUAUGGGAUGGGGACCGGGGGUGAUAGUGCUGGUACUAUCAUGGACAAUCACGUUGUUCACGCUGUGGCAGAUGGUGGAGAUGCACGAGAUGGUGCCGGGGAAGCGAUUCGACCGGUACCACGAGCUAGGGCAGCAUGCUUUUGGGGAGAAGCUGGGCCUCUACAUAGUGGUGCCGCAGCAGCUGGUGGUGCAGGUGGGAACUUGCAUUGCGUAUACUGUCACGGGAGGCCACUCUUUGAAGAAAGCCCACGACUCCAUUUGCUCUGACUGCUCCACCUUCAAGAGCUCCUGGUGGAUUGUCAUUUUCGCCUCCAUCAACUUCGUCCUCUGUCACUUCCCCAACUUCAAUUCCAUGUCCGCUGUCUCCUUCGCUGCUGCGGUCAUGUCUCUCACGUACUCGAUCAUCGCUUGGACAGCUUCAUUGGCAAGAGGGUUUCAACCAGACAUCAGCUACGCGAUCAAGGCACGUAGCACGGCGGACGCCACCUUCAAUUUCUUCACGUCGUUGGGGGACGUGGCGUUUGCGUACGCCGGCCACAGCGUGGCUCUGGAGAUCCAAGCCACCAUACCUUCCACGCCGGAGAAGCCUUCCAAGGGUCCCAUGUGGAGGGGAGUCAUCUGGGCCUACGUCGGAGUCGCCUUCUGCUAUUUCCCUGUUGCCAUUGUGGGAUAUUACGUCUUUGGAAAUUCCGUCGCCGACAAUGUCCUCGUCGGUUUGGAGCAUCCUAGGUGGCUCAUUGCGGCUGCUAACAUCUUCGUUGUAAUUCAUGUUAUUGGAGGCUAUCAGGUGUAUGCAAUGUCGGUGUUCGAUAUGUUGGAAACCUACUUGGUGGUGAAAUUGAAGUUUCCUCCUUCCAUUCUCCUUCGCUUCAUUACUCGCACUAUAUAUGUCGUGGUAACAAUGAUCAUUGCCAUAGCGAUCCCCUUCUUUAGUUCCCUUCUUGGAUUCCUCGGAGGUUUUGCCUUUGCUCCAACAUCAUACUUUCUUCCCUGUAUCAUAUGGCUUAAAAUCUACAAACCCAAGCGGUUUUCCUUAUCAUGGAUGGUUAAUUGGACCUGCAUCAUUCUUGGUAUUCUACUGAUGACGCUAUCUCCAAUCGGUGCUUUGAGGAAUAUCAUCCUUUCAGCAAAGGACUACAAGUUCUUCUCAUGA